UUUUCAAGAUCUUUCAAAGAAAAAUGUUUCUUUCUCUGUGUGUGUUAUUCUAAAAAAAACCUUGUGGGAUGCAUUACUCUGUGGCAGAAAUUCAGAGGAAAAAUGAAGACUUAAAAGGCUGAGCUGAGUGUGAGAGUGACUUCAAAAGACUCGAGUCAGCUCAGCGCACUGAAGCUGGACACACUGAAUAUGGUCAUACUUGUCAUUAAAUGAAGAAGCCGAUGGAUACUCAACUUCAAGUGUGUUGUGGAUUACCAAAAGUGUGAAGAAAUCAUCACAGCAAGUCUACCUAUUCCGAGAAGAUGUAUGUGCCUUUACAAAGAAGCUCCGGGAAAAGAUCUUUGUAAAUGAGGCAACGGCAGGAGCUGUUGAGAACCUGUGACUCCAUUAAUAAGUUGUGCAGUGGGGACCUAUUAUGCAAGCCCUGAAACCUGAGAGCCCGUCACCUGUUCUGCUACCUGAGCCUGGGCCCUGGGGAUCAGUAGAGGAGAGAAGAAGGCAAACAGAGCCUUACUGAGCUACCUGCCUGAAGGACUCUACUCAUAUGGACAGGCCUGUGGUGUUGCUGCAAGCCCCGCAGAUCCCUGGUGGAUGUUUUAACCUGCAUCACUAAACCAGAGGCGUGUGAGGAGAAUGAAUUAACUGGAAAAUAUCAAGAUCAACUAGAGCGUGUCCACCAGAGCCAUCAGUGUUAAAGAUCUACCAGCCUGGCUUCUGUCAGUUGUAUAGAGCAUAUCGAGGUCUUAGCUCCCAGGGCGACUAAACCCUCCACGGGGUCAUUUGUAUAAACAUAUUGACCCAGCUGAUGAGUUGUGCUUUGCUCCUUGAUCCCCUGUCAGCUGAGAGGAGUUGUUGUUUCCUACAGCGCUAUAGAAGAAACCACAGAGCAGAGUCUUGGCCAGCUGGUGACUACAUCGAUCUGUUGCACUUCUUGCUAAACACAAGCUGUAGUUUGUCCUGUGGCCUCUGAUAGGAAGAAGUGGAUUUUCUCCAAAACAGAGGAGCAGCAGUUGUUUUCUUGACUUUGAGACCUUGUUUGUUUGUGUUUUUUUCAGACAGAUGAAAAAAUAGAAGAGAACUGGUCGAUGUCAGUAGUUUUCCACAGUCGGAGAUUCUCGAGCCAGUCAACACCUAACAUCAAUGAGGCCUCCAGUAAGGAUGUGGCUGCUUCACUGCACAAGAAUGUCUUGUCAUGGGCUGUGUGGCGGGGGCAUGAAGAGAAACGGAGCGUCUCUUUCAGAGCAGUAACACCGUCUGCCAUCUCGCAGGCUGCAGGGAGUUUUCCUUGUAGUGGGGUUUCAAACCUUUUCAGAGCUGCGAGUGUCCCAGAUGUGGUGGGAAGGAGUCCAAACACACUUUCUUCCAUCACCAUCACAACCCAGAAAGUCACAUCGACAGGUUCCACCUCGCUGCGUCCUGUGGAUCUGUCCUCUUUAAAACCGCCUACAAAGGUUUCAACUCCAGAACCUUUCGGAACACGAGACUUCUCCAAUUCCACAUGCGCUAUGAGAAUGACAAACUCCAAGUCGGACAAGCGCGCACAGACUCCAACCAUCUCCAAGCCAAAUGAGUUUAGACAGUCCUACUCACCAUCUGAUAGAUUGGCAACGAUAGAUCCAGGAAGGAGGAAAGUACAACUUGUGCAACGCAGACAGAGCCACACAGUAGGGGACACAAAUCUGCAUGUGAUGGAUGGUUCAUUAAUGCGACUGCCUUCAGAGACCUCCCAAUGUUCCCGCAUCCAUCUUGACGUACCUCUGCGGUCUGUUACUUCUGUCGUCUUUUUGGACAAGUCCCUCUGUAUUUCACUUGCAGACUUAGAGAAAAGACGUGUGGGUCGACCCAGUUUGUACAGGUCGGCCUUGUCUCUUCGCUUAGGUGUCUCAUCCCGGCAGAAAUCCUCUACAGAUAACAAACCAACCAAAACAAAUGAUGGUUGCAAGAGACCCAGGGCAGCCAUGUUGGCCGGUAACAAAUGCAGUGGCCGAGACAGUGGUUUUGGUCACUACAGAGGUCUUCAAUCAAAGCAGUGGGGCCGCAAGGUCGAGCAAAUAGCACCCACUUAUGGCGUUAACAGCGAGACUCACGAUUCAGACACGCAGCGCCACUGUGCUGCUUUAGGAUUAUUGUCAUUCAGAGGGCCAAGCACCUCAAACAUAAAGGCAUGCAGGCAGAAGGGGAAUGCAGAUGAGGCUGCAUACCCUACCCACAGCAAUUUCAAGCAGAGGCAGCACACACUCAAUAUUGGCCCAGUGGACUCCAGAACAUGGGACAAGCAAGUGAAAAGUAAUGAGAAAGAAGAACAAGCAGAACCCGGCGCAGAACUUAAUAAAAAGAGUCCGUCUGUGAAUACGGAUAAGUCCUGCUAUUAUCAUUCCCGACUGAAAGCAGAUUCUCUGGAAGAAACAGCCAAGGCUCUUAGCCUCAAAGAGGCUUUGGAGCUUUUCAGACCAGACUUUAUCAGUCGAUCCCAGAGUCGGGUGAAGAGGCUGGAGCAGAGGGCCAGGAGAAGGAGAGCUCUGCAGGGUUCCAACCCAGACCUGGUGCAAGGCCUCAGGGAAGAUCAGUGCAAACAAAAGAGAAACUGCACCACACCUGAUCCACUUAGCGAUAACCUUUUCAAGCCUAGAGAGAGGUCUAUAUCAGGCAGAGAGAUGCAGCUGAGGUCCAGACGGAUUUACAACAAGCUGCCGGAAGUGACAAAGAAAAAGGAGGAGGAGAAAAAGAGGGCUGUAUCGCAAACCAACAGACUGCGAGCAGAGGUCUUUAAAAAGAAACUUCUGGACCAGAUUCUCCAAAGAUAAAUGUAAGGUGCAGAUAAACAGAUCGCUGAUGACAUCAACCUGAGUGAGACUUUGUGUUACAUUCAGUUCUCUUCAGGUCUUUUUUUUUUUUCAAAUUUGCUGCUUGACUGAGCACGAAGAGGGUGAAAC
Sphaeramia orbicularis (orbiculate cardinalfish) is the source of this 2933-nucleotide messenger RNA. RefSeq lists its product as uncharacterized. The transcript is spliced from 11 exons. Gene Ontology annotation, molecular function: microtubule binding. The coding region runs from base 1086 to 2804 and encodes 572 amino acids. NCBI's taxonomy places the organism in Eukaryota, Metazoa, Chordata, Actinopteri, Kurtiformes, Apogonidae. The record is from RefSeq and is a predicted model, not a curated record. Gene Ontology annotation, biological process: regulation of centriole replication. Gene Ontology annotation, cellular component: centrosome; centriole; cytosol.